AUGCGGGCGGUGGUGGUGGUGCUGUUCGAUGACAACCGUUACGUGUUUUUGGAGCUUUUCUUUGCUGCAUGCUUUGAGGAGAACGAUCUUCCAGGACUCACUAGUAUCCAAGAAGAGCACCACGGUUUGGUGAGGGAGGCGACUGACAAACCACGGAAGACGUUGAAGGAUGAUAACGAAGACCAGCUGAUUCAUCCUGUCCCUGCAAGCCUCUAUUACAUGAGUUGUGAUCCUAGUCCCGAGGACAUGGAGGACACCUGCUCUGAGUACGACAACGUGGGCUCUGAUGUUGAGCAGGACUAUGAUGAGGUGCUGCAUUUAAACAAGGAGGGCGUUGUGGAUAAAAGGUACUACAAGCAGUACUCUCCCGAGGACGGUGGCUUUGUACAGCCUGCAGCAGGGGAUAAUAUUAGUGAGAACAGCAGUGCUGUUGACCAGUUGGCUCCCAGUCCUUGUCAGGGCAAAGAAAUAUUUGAGGGAUCCCGACCAGAGACUAAGCCUCACAAAACAGGCCAUCGCUUUAGAUCCCACUGUGCUGCGAUUGUAGUGGAUGAAGAUGACAGGGAGGUGGGAAAAGGCCAGGAGAACAGAUUUUUCUUCACUGAUGGAGAUGAGAUAGAAGAGGUGCUGGAUGGGGCCAAAUUUAUAGAGGAUUUAGAGGAAAUGGAGAACACUGUUCCAAGGAGGAAUAGCUUAUACCAGGACAAUGGAAAUGAAAGAAUUAGGAAGGCAGGUGAUGAAAGAGAAGAUGACACUCGAGUCACGAGAAACCAUAACAUCCCAGGAGCCAGAAGGAAGAGUGAGUCCUCCCGCAUGGGUGCAAAAGAGAAGGAGAGGCAGGGUAAAGGACAAGGGAGGAAGGUAACCAGAGACGACAUGGAGCGUAUUGUGUCCGGGAUCAAAGGAAGCACGGGCAGCAGCAUUGAACAGCGUCCAAAGACCUUGUCAAAGGACUCCAAAAACUGUGCCAUGCGGACCAAAGCUAGGUCUGCUUCCAGUAAGCCACACCCUCCUCCACCACCUCGUCACUCCCGCGCUCAGCCCCCUGCUCACACCCAGAAGCCCCCUCCUAUCAAGGAGACUCCCCCAGUUCCCAGACCCAGUCCCCCCUCUGCUGCCAGCCGGGAGAGGGAACCAAGGGAUAUCAAACCAUCCCUGGCUGCUUGCCGGUCACCGGAACAACAGAGGGAGCCUUUUGCCGAGAGGGAGAGAUGGCCAGAGAAAGACCAGCAGGGGGAGAAGCCAAGCACAGCUGUGAUACCCGAGUUGAUGCCUGAGCCGCCGAGGAGGCCUCCGUGUCCAGAGCUGGUCCCUGAGAAGGACAGCAACACACCCAAGAACACACAGGAAGCUGCUUCUUUCCCCAGCUUUGAGGAUGUCCCAGGUCCCUGUGAGCCAGAGGAUCUCAUUGAUGGGAUCAUCUUUGCCGCUAACUACCUUGGCUGCACCCCGGUGUCGUCUGAUAAAAACCCAUCCAAGUCCGUCCGCAUGUCCCAGGCGCAUGAAGCUGUCAGUCACAUCAAGAGCCAAGAUGAAGAAUCUCACAUGAUGACGGAAGUGGAUCUGUUUAUUUCCACUAAAGCCGUGAAAGUGUUGAAUGCUGACACACAGGAGACAAUGAUGGACAGUGCCUUGAGGACCAUCUCCUAUAUAGCCGACAUUGGCAGUAUUGUCGUUCUGAUGGCACGGAGGCGCUUGUCUCCGGCCUCGUCAGAGGACUUCUCAGACUCUCCCGACGCUGCCAGCGAGGGGAAGAAUCAGUACAGGAUGAUCUGCUACGUCUUUGAGUCGGAGGAUGCACAGCUCAUUGCUCAGUCCAUCGGUCAGGCCUUCAGCGUGGCCUACAGAGAGUUCCUGCGAGCCAACGGCAUCAACCCCACCGACCUGAGCCAGAAACAAUACAGUGACAUCAUCAACAACCAGGAGAUGUACCACGAUGACCUCGUCCAUUUCUCAAACUCAGACAACUGCAAAGAGCUGAAUGUGGAGAAGCAGAAAGGGGAGAUGCUCGGUGUGGUCAUCGUGGAGUCCGGUUGGGGCUCCAUCCUGCCCACUGUCAUCCUGGCCAGUAUGCUGAACAGCGGCCCCGCAGCUCGCUCUGGAAAACUCAGUGUUGGGGACCAGAUUAUGUCCAUCAAUGAAACCAGCCUGGUGGGGCUUCCACUUUCCACCUGUCAGGGCAUCAUCAAAGGUCUGAAGAAUCAGUUGAAAGUGAAGCUGAGUAUUGUGAGCUGCCCUCCUGUCACCACCGUCCUCAUCAAGAGACCCGAUCUCAAGUUCCAGCUCGGCUUCAGUGUGCAGAAUGGCAUCAUCUGCAGUCUGAUGCGAGGUGGCAUAGCCGAACGGGGAGGCGUUCGUGUUGGACACAGAAUCAUUGAGAUAAAUGGUCAGAGUGUUGUGGCUAUGGCACACGAGAAGAUUGUGCAAACCCUGUCUGUCUCAGUGGGUGAGAUCAACAUGAAGACGAUGCCUGCUGUGAUGUUCAGACUGCUGACAGGUCAGGAGACGCCUAUCUACAUUUAGGGACCCUGCAUGAAUCCACCCACUGUGGUUCUGCAUGGCUGGCUGGGUGGGGCCGAUGGACAGAUGAUGGAGACGUGACUUCCUGGAACGAGGGAAAUUUAUUUUUCUAUCAUUUGAUUUUCUCGGCCUCUUGUUGCAAUGCUGUAAAGAACAUCCAGUUCUCAUUUUCAGGUUUUACCUUGAAUUACAUUGUCACAAUGGCCUUAUGAUGUGAAUACUUUGUCUGUGGUACUGUGCGUGAGGUUCUGGCGUUGAAGAGAAGUAGCUUUAUGGUCAUGAUUAUUUUCUUAUGAAGAGAUAAAUUAGUACAUUUAUUUUUAUUUAGUCAUUUUUAUAAUGUUUAAAAAUGUACCUCUAGUGUAAAUACUUUGGAUUACUCAAGGAUUUGGUUGGAAGGGCCAUAUUACUCCUACAGUAUAUGCAUGUUAUAAAGAACUACUGACAACGGAUUCAUUCUCAAUCCGAUAUGAUAAUCUAUUACAGUAAGUAUUCAAAGAUUGUAAUAUUAUGCUGUACAAAGGCACUAAACUAUGUGUUUUAUGGUGAUGCUGAAGGCCAAAGACACACCUACUUUUCACAUGCAGUAUUGGUCAUCAUUACCUUUAGCAGAGCGUACAGUGCAAGAAUGUAUCACAAUAUACAUUACUGAAUGAAUGUAAUGUUAUAAGACACUAAGAAUACAAUCUUACAGAAUCAUUA
Gasterosteus aculeatus aculeatus (three-spined stickleback) is the source of this 3222-nucleotide messenger RNA. The record is from RefSeq and is a predicted model, not a curated record. NCBI's taxonomy places the organism in Eukaryota, Metazoa, Chordata, Actinopteri, Perciformes, Gasterosteidae.